This is a messenger RNA of Drosophila takahashii, 1781 nucleotides long. It is a transcript of the gene Osi7, whose product is annotated as Osiris 7. The record is from RefSeq and is a predicted model, not a curated record. NCBI's taxonomy places the organism in Eukaryota, Metazoa, Arthropoda, Insecta, Diptera, Drosophilidae. Gene Ontology annotation, cellular component: membrane.
GUGGAAAAUUGUAUCAUUCAAUCCUUAACCGUCUGAGCAGCUAUACGGCAGCAGCAGUCAGCCAAGACCGAAAAACACACAAAAAUACAGUUUUCCCUUCAAGAGAAAGUGCGUUCGCCGCCGAACUACGUGAAAGUGUAGUGUGGACCCUCAAAAGGACUAUCCAAAGAACCCAAUUUAAAAACCGUGAAAGAACAAAAACCAAUUCAAAAAGCAAAAUGGCAAGCCAUAAAGUUACUUUCGGUGUCUUGUGUCUGGUCGCCCUGAGCGCCGCCCUUCCCGCCGAGGAGACGCGCGGCCACGCCCGCAACGCCAUCGGCGGCGAGAACGACAUUAUGGAUAGCAUCUACAGCGACUGUCUGCGCAAGGACUCCGUCUCGUGCGUCAAGUACAAGCUGUUCAGCUUCGUGGACAAGGUCCUCGGCGCCCGCGACCAGUUCGCCCUGACCGAAGGCGUGACCGUGGUCCGCUCCCCGGACGCCCCGCAGCAGGAGGCCGCCCGCUCCAUCUCCGGCGACGAGUCGUUCGAGUCCCUGGCCCUGAACCGCAUCAGCAGCUUCCUCAACUCGCACACCAUCAAGGUGGAGCUGAAGGGCGCCGACAUCGUGCAGGCCGUUAGCUCCACGGGCCGUGCCCUCGAGGAUGCCUCCGAGUCCCUGUUCGGCUCCAACGACCCCAACGCCUCCGAGGAGAGCCGUGGCAAGAAGAAGAAGGCCGCCAAGAUCCUGGGACCCAUCCUCGCCCUCGUCGCCCUGAAGGCCGCUGCCCUGCUGCCCCUGCUGUUGGGCGCCAUCGCCCUGAUCGCCGGCAAGGCCCUGCUCAUCGGUAAGAUCGCACUGGUGCUGUCCGCCGUGAUCGGGCUCAAGAAGCUGCUGUCGCAGGAGAAGCACGUGACCUACGAGGUGGUGGCCCACCCACACCACAGCAGCAGCCACUCGACGAGCCACGACUCGUACGGCAGUGGCUACAGCGCCGACGCCGGAGCCUCCUCGGCCUCCUACGGCAGCAGCGGCCAUGGCGGCUGGGGACGCUCCAUCGACGCCCAGGACCUGGCCUAUGGUGCCCAGAAGCCCGUCCAGGCCUAAGUCACAGGAUCACGAGCACACCACAAACCAAUCAAAAUCACUCAAAAAGAAGAAUCGAAUCAGAAUCGGAGACAGAAUCGCGACAACACACGAGACUCUCAAAGAGGAACACACAUUAUUUAUCGUUCGUUUUAAUUAAUUUAUUAAUUUAAUUUAUUUUAUUUAUUUCUCCAAGCAAUGAAAACGAAAAAGAAUGAAUCACACACACGCAAGAUAAUGUUAAACCGGACAGAAACCAGAACAGAAUCAGAACUAUAUAUGUUAGUUGUUAAAACUGAUGAAGCUAAAGUUAAGUUUGUAAAAAGAGCGGCCAGCGAGAGUUAACCCACAAAUUGCAAAUACUCAGCCUUAAGUCUAAGCUCGCACAGCACUUCCCCGAACCAUCGGCACCUCGAUCACCCCAACUGCAUCCAUUUGCAAUGCACUCUCAUCUGUCAGUCUAUCAAUACCUCUCUCACUAUCUCUGUCUCUAUCUACAUCUACAUAUCCAUCUUUUUUCACUCUCUCUAUAUCUGUGCUUCCAUCCUAAACUGUAUACCGUACACUGCCUAUACCAAAACUCUGCCGAUUGCCAUGCAAUCGAAGCAACGUACAAAUCCUAACUCAACAAUCUAUAUCUGUACUCUAUUAUCUGCCUGUUCAACUAUGUUCUUCACAUGCAAUUCUAGUCUUACAAUACAACAAUACCAGCAACAA